Molecule: messenger RNA, 332 nt
Organism: Parus major (Great Tit)
Lineage: Eukaryota; Metazoa; Chordata; Aves; Passeriformes; Paridae
Product: gamma-aminobutyric acid type B receptor subunit 1-like
Exons: 2
Biological process (GO): gamma-aminobutyric acid signaling pathway; G protein-coupled receptor signaling pathway
Cellular component (GO): G protein-coupled receptor heterodimeric complex; membrane
Molecular function (GO): G protein-coupled GABA receptor activity
Source: RefSeq, a predicted model, not a curated record
GUGGGCGUGGCUUAACGAGCCGUCCAAUCCCGCAGCGCCAGGACGCCCGGAUCAUCGUGGGGCUCUUCUACGAGACCGAGGCGAGGAAGGUCUUCUGUGAGGUCUACAAGGAGAAGCUCUACGGCAAGAAGUACGUCUGGUUCCUGAUUGGUUGGUACGCCGACAACUGGUUCCGCAUCAAGGACCCGGCCAUCAACUGCACCGAGGCCGAGAUGGCCGAGGCCGUUGAAGGCCACGUCACCACGGAGAUCGUCAUGCUCAACCCCGAGAACACCCGCAGCAUCUCCAACAUGGUACUGGGAGCACUGGGAGAACUGGGAGGGGUCAGCUGA